Molecule: messenger RNA, 1555 nt
Organism: Drosophila navojoa
Lineage: Eukaryota; Metazoa; Arthropoda; Insecta; Diptera; Drosophilidae
Gene: noi
Product: splicing factor 3a subunit 3 noi
Biological process (GO): mRNA splicing, via spliceosome
Cellular component (GO): nucleus; spliceosomal complex
Molecular function (GO): zinc ion binding; RNA binding
Source: RefSeq, a predicted model, not a curated record
CAUAAUGGAGACGCUAUUAGAGCAGCAGCGUCGCUACCAUGAGGAACGCGAGCGUUUGAUAAAACUAAUGGUCGAUGAGCAUGCAACGAAAAAAGCCGGGGAGAAGGAGCGCAUACACAGUGAGCACCGGCUAAAGUAUUUAAUGGAACUUUACCACAAUGCUACCACCCAGCUUCGCGAGCUGUAUGAGGACAAGGAUAAUGAACGAAAGGCUGAGAUUGCGGCGCUGUCCGGACCAAAUGAGUUCAAUGAGUUUUAUGCGCGUUUGAAGCAAAUUAAACAGUUCUACAAAUCCCAUCCAGCCGAGGUCAGCGUUCCCCUCUCAGUUGAGUUUGAAGAGAUGAUCAAGGUCUACAAUAAUCCCGACGAAAUGAGCGCUCUUGUAGAAUUCACCGACGAAGAAGGCGGCGGGCGGUACUUGGACCUAAACGAAUGCUACGAACUUUACUUGAAUUUGCGUGGUGUCGAAAAACUGGACUACAUCACGUAUCUCAUGUCCUUUGACCAUGUCUUUGAUAUACCCCGUGAGCGUAAAAACCGCGAAUACCGCAAGUACAUUGAGACGCUUAAUAAUUAUCUACACAGCUUCAUAAUGCGCAUUCAACCGCUCCUAGACCUUGACAGCGAGCUAGUUAAAGUGGAGCUUGACUUUCAGCGCCAAUGGCUGCAAGGCACCUUCCCCGGUUGGUCGUUGAAGGAGACAGAAUCGGCACUCGCCAACACGGGAGCGCAUUUGGAUCUCUCCGCCUUUUCAAGCUGGGAAGAGCUGGCUUCGCUUGGCUUGGAUCGUCUUAAAUCCGGCUUGAUUGCCUUGGGGCUCAAAUGCGGAGGCACCUUGGAGGAAAGGGCUCAACGUCUAUUUACAACCAAGGGAAAGACCACUUUGGACCCCGCGCUGAUGGCUAAGAAAACAACAGCGAAAAGCGCCAAUGCACAAACACGCGAGAAUCAGCGAAAUAAGGAAAUCGCACAGCUGGAAGCGUUGCUCUAUAAAUACGCCGAGCUGCUGUCCGAGCAACGGGCGGCAACCAAGGAGAAUGUACAGCGUAAGCAAGCACGCACUGGAGGCGAGCGAGACGACAGCGACAUCGAGGCUAGCGAAUCGGACAACGACGAUGAUCCCGAUGCAGAUGAUGUGCCCUUCAAUCCCAAGAAUUUGCCUUUGGGCUGGGAUGGCAAGCCCAUACCCUACUGGCUCUAUAAGCUGCACGGCCUGAAUAUCAGCUACAAUUGUGAAAUUUGUGGCAACUUUACCUACAAAGGACCCAAAGCGUUCCAGCGGCACUUUGCCGAGUGGCGGCACGCGCACGGAAUGCGCUGCUUGGGCAUACCGAAUACGGCGCAUUUUGCGAAUGUUACGCAGAUCGAAGAUGCGAUCACAUUGUGGGAGAAGCUCAAAUCGCAAAAGCAGAGCGAACGCUGGAUCGCUGACCAGGAGGAGGAGUUCGAGGACACACUCGGCAAUGUGGUCAAUCGCAAGACAUUCGAGGACCUUAAGCGACAAGGAUUGCUCUAAGACAAACUAUGCAAUUUACGUCACUAAAAAUUUUUGUUU